AUGGGUCUCUUCUCGCGCAAGAGCAGCAGUCGGGGACACAGCAACGGCAACGGCAACAACCACAACGACGCCCACCUCCAACCUCACGCCAACGGAGCUGUGAAGGCGCCCUUUGGUAUGAACCGCGCCAAUAGUAAUCCUGCGCAGAACGCAGUCAUGCCCAACAUACCGCUCCCCAAGGCGCCGGACCCGAACAUAGACCCGGCGGGCUACUUGCGGAGCAUCUAUGCAGUGCGCGAGAGGAGUAAGCUGGUGCUGGAGAAGGCGAGGCGGAAUCAGCUACGGCAUUUUCAUGUGGAUAUGAGCAAGUUCAAUGACACGGCGAAAUUUGUGGUGUCAAUCAUCAAGCGCGACUUCGAUCCAAACUACCACGAGAUCCCACCACACGGCAGAUGGCAGCAUUUCGAGGUGGGCGGGCGGCCGAGGGUGGACCAGCUGAUGGCAACCUGGCCAAGCACAGUUGAUGCUCAGGAGCGGACGCGGAGGCUAAUUGAUCUGUUCCUGGUCUCAGUGCUUCUAGAUGCAGGCGCAGGCACGAAGUGGCAAUACAAGUCAAAAGAGAGCGGCAAGAUCUUCCGGCGGAGUGAGGGGCUGGCAGUUGCGAGUUUGGAGAUGUUUAAGAUGGGUCUCUUUUCGAGCAACCCUGACCAGCCAUUCCAGGUGGACAGCGGCGGCCUGAAGAAGUUGACGGUGGAGAAGAUGGGCAGAGGCUUGCAAGUGAACAACGACAACCCGAUUGACGGGCUCGAGGGCCGCACGAGCCUCCUAAUACGGCUAAGUGAUGCUCUACAGAACCAGGAGAUCUUUGGGCUGGAGGCCAGGCCUGGGAACAUGCUGGACUACCUGCUGUGUCAUCCUUCGACCCACGUGGCGGCCGUUCCGAUCAUACCUCUACCUACGCUCUGGACCACUUUGAUGGAUGGACUCUCGAACAUCUGGCCAAACACCAGGACUCAGGUGGAUGGUGUACCUCUAGGAGAUGCCUGGCCGUGCGCUUCGAUGCCAUCACACCCAACACAUCCGUGGGAGAACAUUGUGCCAUUCCACAAGCUCACGCAAUGGCUUACAUAUUCGUUGAUGGUGCCAAUGCAGAAAUUGGCAAAUGUACAUUUCGUGGGCGUGGAGCUAAUGACCGGCCUACCGGAGUAUCGCAAUGGCGGUCUGCUUGUCGACACCGGCCUCCUUACCCUGAAACCAGACGACCAACAACGCGGCCUCGAUCAAUACCACAUGAACGCCACCCGCCAAGGCCAGCCCAACGUCGAAGUCGUCCCGCUCUUCACUGCCGACGACGACGUCAUCGUCGAAUGGCGCGCCCUCACCGUCGGCUUCCUCGACAUGCUGCUCGAGGAAGUCAACACCCUCCUCGACCUGAAGGGCUCCAACAAGCUCAGCCUCGCGCAGAUGCUCGAGGCCGGCACGUGGAAAGGCGGACGAGAGAUCGCCGAGGUGUCACGGCCGAACACAAAGGAGCCGCCGAUCAUGAUCCUGUCCGACGGCACUGUGUUCUAG
Saxophila tyrrhenica is the source of this 1512-nucleotide messenger RNA. RefSeq lists its product as uncharacterized. Lineage: Eukaryota; Fungi; Ascomycota; Dothideomycetes; Mycosphaerellales; Extremaceae. The transcript has 2 exons. The coding region runs from base 1 to 1512 and encodes 503 amino acids. The record is from RefSeq and is a predicted model, not a curated record.